Molecule: messenger RNA, 4935 nt
Organism: Eufriesea mexicana
Lineage: Eukaryota; Metazoa; Arthropoda; Insecta; Hymenoptera; Apidae
Gene: skd
Product: mediator complex subunit skuld
Exons: 14
Coding region: 1-4935 (1644 amino acids)
Biological process (GO): positive regulation of transcription by RNA polymerase II
Cellular component (GO): mediator complex
Molecular function (GO): transcription coactivator activity
Source: RefSeq, a predicted model, not a curated record
AUGACGCAUCCGUCGCAUCAAACGAACGGCGCUAGCCUGGAGGACUGCCACACGAAUUUCUUCGCACUGACGGACCUCUGCGGCAUCAAAUGGAAGAAGCUCGUGUGGGGCGAAGUAGCCGGCGAUUUCGGGGGCACCCCCCUUGAGGACCCGGUGUUGUCGAGCUUCUCGCGGUGCCUCGCGGGUGACAUUCUGUGCGUGUGGCGGCGGGUCGCCGCUACGCCGUCCACCUCCGGCCCGGCAACCGCCUCGGCAACCGGAGCUGGCAUCUACGACAUGGGCGUCGCACCCUCACCCGCACCGCCACCCCUCUCCCUUACCGCCGCCAAGGAACUCUGGAUUUUCUGGUAUGGCGAGGAACCUGAUCUCUCCGGUCUCGUGUCACCGGAACUCAUCGCGUGUGAAAGUGAACAGGGUUCUUGGGAAAGCGGAUUAUCGUAUGAGUGCCGGUCACUUCUUUUCAAGGCUCUGCACAACUUGAUAGAACGGUGCUUACUAUCUCGUGAUUUCGUUCGCCUAGGAAAGUGGUUCGUACAACCUUAUGAUGGAUUUGAGAAACAUCGUUGCAGUAGUAACCACUUGUCAUUCUCGUUUGCAUUCUUUGUUCAUGGAGAAAGCACUGUAUGUGCAAGUGUGGAUGUUAGGCAGCAUCCUGCUGUACGACAUCUUACAAGGACUUGCUUACAGCGCACCCAAACUUCCCAAACUGGUGUUAAAGUGAUCCUAGCCCCUUAUGGACUAGCAGGCACAUUAACUGGUCCAGUAGGACGUACAGAUAGUCAACUUCUCGAAGAAUGGAAACACUUUUAUCCAAUCAAUGGCAGUAACAUAGAAGCAGGACUUCCACCUCUAGUAGAAGUGCUUGUUGGUGGUGUUCGCAUGCGUUAUCCCUCUUGUUAUGUCCUGGUCACAGAUAUGGAUGACACUCCUCUUGAUACUCCUCUUUCUCCACCAAGUAGUCCUGCUAGUUGCGAACAUCCUCUCCUAAGUCAGCAGGAUACAGAAUUACCAGAACGUGUAUGGGCUGAAUGUACUUUGAGUUCACCAAUUUCUGCUUCCAAGACAGAAUCUUCCACAGAACCUGGAACUUGGACCUUUAUCGAUCCAACACAAAAGUCUUCCUGUACCUGUUCAAAGUAUGCCACCCCCGGGGGUUGGAAGAGCCUGGCCUCCUCUCAGGUUCAGAGGGAGAGAGUAGAUAAAGGUGGACGGAGGGUCGUACCGUUUCAUCGACGCUCUACCACCCAGUGGGAUGCUUGUCCCUCUGUCCCUGCUAAUGCCCCCAGGUCUGUAUUGAACAGAACAGAAGCGCCAAGUACACCACCAGGUGGACCUCCUUCUUACUCAAGAGGACCACCAACAGGAGGAGAUUGUCUACCAGUUCCAUCUGUUGGCUCACCAGGAUCUCCUGCACCUUCACCUCUUCCAACACCACAUUCCGAACCAGCAUCGGUUCCACCAGCAGAGCCUACAAUGCCUACUCUUAGCCCUCAACCACCACCCAGUCAUACAAACACUGCCCCACCACUAACACCUUCUCAAGGCCCAAAAUCAACUUCCUCUGCAUGUAAUAAUCAAGUGCAUAGUCCAGCUCCUGGACCAACAUUAAAACGACCAGUCUUAGCCUCUAGAGAAUGUGAGGAUAUAUAUUUAGAAAACGAACAGUCAUUACCUUGGCUCUAUGAUUAUUCAACACAAGAAGCAUGGCUCAAUCACCCUGUAAAACGUUUUAAGGAAUCUAAUACCAGUCCAGUCAAUGUGCGGAGCAAUACUUUGUAUCCACCAAUGAAUUCUCAAAUUCCUCAAUCUCAAACACCCAAAUUAGAAAUUAAACAAGAACCAAAUGUCAAUGUUGGAGAUUGCAUUGCAAGAAGAACAGAUCCAUAUGAGUUUGAUGCAACAGGUGAAGAAAAUGGUACAGGCGUUGAUGGACUUAGACGACAAAGAGAUGAUCCUUCUAAACCAGGAUCUUUAUUCACUAGCGAAGGUCUUCAAGCAUCCUAUAAAGAUUUAGAUCAAAUCUUUGACAAUUCUGAUCCUGACACUUCUAGCGAUGAAACUAAUUUAAACCAGCUUCAAGUACAAACUCCACCAGAGUCAAAUAGGUCUGGUGGGCUGCAUGAAGAAACGAGAGUAGACGCAAAUAACAGACAUAAUAAUCGGGGAGUAGGUGUAUUACGACCAGAAGAGCUUUCCAAAAUGUUUCCAACACCGCCAUCUUUAGAGCAUAAUCCUGUUGCGUCGCCUUGUCAGUUAAACGACCCUUUAAUGGACCAGACGGAACUUUCUGUACCUCAACGACCACUUAGGCAUCUCCCUGACAUCUAUCCAAACAUGGGAUCUCCUCAAGAAGAGCCAAUUGAUGAUUGGUCUUACGUGUUCAAACCUACGUCCAUCUGUAAGAUGGUUGGUUCUUCCAAAUAUGCUCCUCUCACAAAUCUACCCAGUCAAUCUUUACCACCUGUUACACUGCCAUCGCACUGCAUAUAUAGACCUUCUUGGCAGUGCAACCCUACUUCCAAUAAUUCAGAUAAACCACUUCCACCAACUAGACCUGGUUCGGUGCAACAACAACCCUGCCCUCCGAGCCCAGCGCCAUUAGGAGCACCAUAUCGUUCAACAACUAUCUCCGGAAGGCCACCGCCACCGCCGUAUGAUCAACCGAGCCCAGCCACAUCUACCACUUCUUCUUAUCUGAAUAAAAAUUUGAAUAGCAUUGAAGCUGAUACACCAGGCCCCACUCGUGCACCAGAAUCGAACUCUCUCAUAGUGAAUAUCCUCUUAGGUGACACUGUGCUUAAUAUUUUCCGCGAUCACAAUUUCGACAGUUGCAGUCUUUGUGUAUGCAAUGCAGGUCCAAAGGUAGUUGGUAAUAUUAAAGGCGCAGAUGCUGGUGUAUAUCUUACACAUUCGUGGUCAGGCGGGGCUUUAUUCCAAGAUGAUGAUCAGAUUAGAUGCAGUUGCGGUUUUAGUGCAAUUGUAAAUCGACGGUUAGCUCACCAAGCUGGUCUGUUCUACGAAGAUGAAAUGGAAAUCACUGGAAUUGCAGAAGAUCCAGCAGAAAAAAAGAAAACAUCUUUGGUCGCUGUAGCUUGUGCAGGAGGUAAACCAUCGGAAGGUUUAGACGUGAUACCACCUAAUGUGUUAGAAUUGCUCAGAGAACAGUGCCUGAUCAUACAGAGCUCUGCAAGUAGUCUUUAUAGAGCAUCCAGGAUUUAUGCUGCAAUGAAAAGUUACCCAAUGCUCGCACCUACUGUGAAUAUGUUGGAGUUUAAUGAUGGAAACGAAGUGUCGCUAGCGGCUCUUGAUCAGGGUAAAAUUAAUGGUACGCACAAUGAAAGGACUAAUCGUGUAAUUGGAGUGCAUCGAUGGGUGUUUCUUAGAGCAAAAGGUCCUCAGUGCAGUGGUGAUAUUGUGCGAAUGAUGAGAGCUUUACAACCGCUUUUGCAAGAUGCAGUGCAAAAAAAAUGUACUACUAGAAUGUGGGAAGCACCAUAUACUGUCGCAGGUCCUUUAACCUGGAGACAAUUCCAUCGUUUAGCUGGUCGUGGAACUGAUGAUCGUUGUGAACCUCAACCAAUACCUGCAUUAGUUGUCGGAUAUGACCGAGAUUGGUUAUCUUUAUCACCUUAUGCUUUAAGCUACUGGGAAAAACUACUCUUAGAGCCAUAUGCGGGACCGAGAGAUGUUGCCUAUGUGGUGGUAGCACCUGAUAGUGAUUGUGUUAUUAAUAAAGUGAAAUCAUUUUUCCGUGAAUUAUCAACUACUUAUGAAAUUUGCCGACUAGGAAGGCAUACACCCAUUUCAAAAGCAUUACGCGAUGGUAUACUUCGCGUAGGAAAAUUGUCUGUACAGAAACAAGCCAAACAACCAGUAGAUGAUUGGUUUAAGCUUUUAGGAGAAAAUCAAUUAGGAGAAUUGUUGCGAUUAUAUGCGCAAGUCUGUAAUCAUCGAUUAGCUCCAUAUCUAACACAGGUUAUUCAAGAUCGAAGUUUGUUAGAUCCCGGAGACGCGCAAUCAACCAAUAAGCAACAACAACAACAGCCACAAACGACUAUUGCUGUUACUGAUGCAAUGCCAGCCACACCUGAUGUAAUGACAAACAAACCUGAAUCCGUUGAAGGAGAGAAUCCUAGAAGUGAAACUCCAUCAUCGAAUACAACAACAAAUGCUAAUUCUAAUACUGGUAAUACAACGCCAACUUCACAAACUGCCACGAUACACACUAAUACCACAUCGGGUCCAGAUGAAGAAGAAGUCGAACCUCCCGCUAUAGUCGUUUACUUAGUAGAACCUUUCUCAUUGGGAGGUCCUGAAGAUCCUGAUCGUCGAAGACUUGCUAUUUUAGCUCUGUUGCGUGCAUAUUCAACAGCAGUUAAUAGCAUGCCUGAAAACAUUAGAUCCAAUAUCAAUGUUCAGAUAAUAUCCUUGGAAAGCAUAAUGGAGUUAGGAAGAGCUAGAGAAAGGCGCAAGAUACAAGAUGAAAUGAGAGCUUUGGCACUAAACGUGUUUCUGCAGGGUCGCCGAUUAUUAAAUCAUAACUCCACGGUAAAAAGUCUCACUGGCUUUGGUACCGCUGCCGCAGCAGAUAUUUUUCUUAAGAGUAAAGAUGAACGAAACAGAGCCCCGUACCGGUUGUACUCACCAGCCUACGUCCUUGCCCCUUUAAGGGCAAAAAGUGAAGCACCAGAGUCCUUUGGUAUUGCUGGACCAGAAGAGUGUACAGUUUUAUAUCUGAGCUACUGCCUUAGUGAAGAUCAGUCUUGGCUAUUUGCGGUUGCAACUGAUGAUAGAGGUGAAAUAUUUGAAACGGCUACUAUCAACAUCGAUAUACCCAAUAGGAAAAGAAGAAAACGCGCUUCAGCCAGACGAAUUGGAUUACAGAAAUUGAUGGAUUUCAUACUUGGUGUAAUGUCGCAAGGUGUACAACCUUGA